Molecule: messenger RNA, 900 nt
Organism: Strigops habroptila (Kakapo)
Lineage: Eukaryota; Metazoa; Chordata; Aves; Psittaciformes; Psittacidae
Exons: 5
Coding region: 1-900 (299 amino acids)
Source: RefSeq, a predicted model, not a curated record
AUGGCUGUGGCCGGGCCGCCGUUACCGGCCCUUUUGCCCCUCGGGAGCUGGACGGCCUGGAGCCACGGGGAUGGGAAGCGGGCUAUCAGGCUCGGCCGGAACCGUGCGGGAGAGCGCGGGGCCGGAGGGCGCCUGGCGGGCGGGCGGGACCGCAGCGCACACCAGGCACCCCCCGCGCCCAGCGCCGCUCCCAGCAGCGAUCCCUGCGCCAGGCAGGUCAGCGCCACGAACAGCGCCAGGGGCAGCGCCGACGGCCAGCGCCAGGGGCAGCGCCAUGGGCCCGGCAGCGCCAUCUCUAACGACCGCCGCAGCAACGGCCACCGGCCCGGAACGCGCUGCGGGAGCCGCGCGGUGGAACCUCGACAGCUGCCGCGUUCUAGAGCUCGUGUCCCUGGUCCACCGGCACCGCCGUUCCCCCGCCUUCUAGUGACAACCGCAGCCACCAUGGCAGGGACGAUGACACGGACCACACAGAACACGGUUCGCCUGAGCAUCUGUCUGACCACGGUUGUGCUGAGGGGACCCUGCAGCCCAGCUGAGGAGGUCAAGGCUCUCUGCACGGCAUCACCUCCCCAGAGAUGGAGAGGGCUGGUGGGGAGGCCAAAGCCACCCCUGCUCCUCAGGGCUGAGCAGGGACCAUGUCAUGGUUGCCCACACCACCACACAACAGAGGCGAUGUGCAGGGUGGCCCCGUGCACCCAGCCCUGCAAUAAAGAAUGCCCGCUUGCUAAAAUUCCACAUCGAGUCUUAGAGAGUUCUUUUAGCCAGACUUUCAGUCACAGCGCACCAGAUGCCAGCGAGGAGGAACAAGUGCUGCUGCCCAGGGCUGAACCGGGUGAGGUUGUGCAAGAAGCCCAGGGUGACCUGGUGUUUCUGGCCAGACAUUCCAGGCUGAACUGA